Knipowitschia caucasica is the source of this 477-nucleotide messenger RNA. NCBI's taxonomy places the organism in Eukaryota, Metazoa, Chordata, Actinopteri, Gobiiformes, Gobiidae. The record is from the annotation of a GenBank genome assembly.
AUGUGUGAUUCGUUGUGCUCUGUCCUUUGGGGGCAGACUUUGUGUAAUCUGGCAGUUGGACUGAGAACAAGAAAAUCUGAUUUCAACAUGAAAAUUCAAGUGGUGCUGCUUCUCCUGCUGCUCUCCUGCCUGAGUCUCAGCAUGGCCCAGGGCUCUUACGGGAACUGCUGCCUGAAAUAUGUGCGCAAGAUGAAGUCAAAUGUGAGGAGAAGUGUUGUGGAUUACAGGAUGCAGGAAACAGAUGGCGAUUGCAACAUGAGAGCAGUGCUGCUUUUGAUGAAGAGAAAGGGAGGAAAAAUCAGGCCGGUCUGUGCCAAUCCCUACGAUAAUUGUGAUAUUAAGUCACGGAAGCCACUGUCAGAGAGCAUAUAUCACACGUCUCCAACAUGUGGACUGGAUUAUUGCCGUCCAGAUUUGGAAUUUCCAUCCGCUGCCACAGAAUGUAAAUCAGUGUUACUCCCAUGUUGUUAUUUUUAG